Molecule: messenger RNA, 2670 nt
Organism: Candida tropicalis MYA-3404
Lineage: Eukaryota; Fungi; Ascomycota; Pichiomycetes; Serinales; Debaryomycetaceae
Exons: 1
Coding region: 1-2670 (889 amino acids)
Biological process (GO): regulation of DNA-templated transcription
Molecular function (GO): DNA-binding transcription factor activity, RNA polymerase II-specific; zinc ion binding
Source: RefSeq, a predicted model, not a curated record
AUGAAUACAAACCCCGACAAUAAUUAUGUUCCGCUAUUGAAAGAUGAAUCAGUAUCUACUAUUAAUACAACGACUAGCACUGCUACAGGCACAUCUGUAACAACUCCUGGACCACCAUUAUCUAAUAAUAAUGAUGCUAUACCUCCAUCAAGUCUACCGGCAGUUGACUCAGUGUUGACAAAUUUUUUCAGCGGUGCCAAUACGAAACAAUCAUCAAUCACAAAAUUAACCAAUCGUCACACCACAUCAAAGAAACCUAGGAAAAAAAGAGAGACCAAUAUCAGAGCAUGCGAUGCAUGUGCCAUUAAGAAAGUCAAAUGUGACGUAACUAGACCUUGCAAUCAUUGUCGUACAAAUAAUAUCCCUUGUACUCAAAAUAGAGAACGUAAAAAAUCAGGUCCGAAAACAUUGACUAAAAGAACUUUGGAAUCAAUUAAUAAUUUAAGUGAUGUUAUUGAAAAAAAUACCAAUGGUGGAAUACGUCCCGGUGUAGGAAAACGUCCCCUGUCAAGAAGUUUUUCAAGAAGUCCUUCAAAUGAAUUAAUGGAUGAAGAUAUUAAGCACAUCACCACUGAACAACAUCAACAUGGAGACGAAUUGAAAUCAAAUACUCAUUCCAUAUCUCCCGUCAUGUCAAAUGGAUCUUCAGCAACACCAAAUCCUAUGCCAAAACAAGAAUCUCAAUUUGAAUCCAUGCAACAACAUCCUCAACUGGCAAUAGCAGAAUUGAAGUCACAGUAUCCAUCUAAUAGUGCUGUUGGAAGUACCCUUGGUUCUACGGUUAAUUUAGCAGCUACCACUAUAGAGGAUUAUAUUGUUACACCUUUCCAUCUUAUUGAGAAUUUAAACUUAAUUGGAGAAGAACCGUCUAUUUAUGAAUUGAUCAAACCGUUGAGUUCUCCUACUGUUAUUGAACAUUAUGGUGUAUUGGUUGAUUUUUUAAAGUCAAAUUAUCCUGAUAGACAAGAUCUCGAAACAGGUUAUAAUCCAAGACAUGAUGAAUUAAAUUUUGUUGAGCAUCACGAUGAUUCAUUGUUUUUGUCCAAAUUAUUGGUGAUUUUAACUUUAAAUCAAAUUGUGGCUGAAUUACUAAUUAAAUUAAAGAAACAAAAAUUCAAAGCCUUUAAAAAAUAUCCUAAAAAAUAUCUUAUGUUUAGACCUUUCAAACAUUUUAAGAAUUUGUGUCAUUUCAAGGUAUUGGAAAUAUUCACUUUGGUUGAAAAGAAUUUCAUUGUUCCCCCAACCAUUCCACAAAAUAGAAUUAAUAAUAGUAACAAUGGUCAAGGUUUGAAUGUGAGUGGUAGUGGUGGUAUUCCCAACAACAACAACAACAACAAUAAUAAUAAUAAUAAUAAUAACAACAAUAUGAAUUCGCCAGGAAACCUUCAAUUGUUCCUGCAUUUGAAUCAAUAUGAAAUUUAUUACAAUUUAUCAUUAACUUGUAUUCAAUUGUGCAAUUAUUAUCAUAUUCUAAAUCUUACCAAUACAUUAAAUUCAACUAAUCUGAGUUCAAACAAUUAUGGAAAUGAAGCACAGGAACAUCAAAAGAUUUUAUUUCUUCAUCGGGCAAUAACAUAUUUUCAAUUGAUUAAUCUUCGAAAUAAUGAUCAAGUUGCACCAGUUGAAGAACUUUAUGCAUUGUUGUAUUCCUUUGAACGAUAUUAUAUUGUUUUAUCGAGUCACAAUUAUAAUUUAAAUGUGACACGUAAUAAUGCUAUUAUUUUACAAUUAUUGUCAUCAAAUUUUCAAGGUAAAGGGUACAUUUAUGAGUUGAUGCAAGUAUUAACUAAUCAAGGGUUAAUCAAUGAUUUAUGUUAUCGAUCAAAUUUUAAUAUCACUUUGGAGUAUUCCAAACCUGUUCCAGGUUUUUAUGAGAGUAAACAAUUGAUUAAAAAUUUAACUCCAAAUGAACCUAUUUAUCAAAUUAUUGAAAAUAUCAUACUAUUUAAGAUUUUACUUGUUAAACCAUUAUCAUUUAAUGAAUGUAAACAAGAAAUUGUUUCAAUAAUCAACAAUUUGAAUUGUUUAUUGGAGAGCAAUAAUAAUGAUAUAUUUAAAGUCAAAUUAUCAAAUUAUCAAAUUUUGCAACCAAUGUUGCAUUGUUUAAAAAUAUUUUUGGAAAUUAAAACCAUUGAAGUUAAAUCAGGAUACAACAAUUCAAAUAAUACAGGAUUAAGUGAUCAAAUGAUUUUAGUUAAAUUUAGUGAUAAUUUGAUUUUACAUUUCCCAUUUUUUAAUAAUAUUAAUAAAUUAAUUAGAGCUCAUAAAAUAUUGAAUAAUUGGUUUUUAAAUUUGAGUGAAAUUAGAAAAGAUGAUGAGCAACAACAACAGCAACAUCAUAAUUCACAAAUGGAGAAUAAACCUAAACCAGAACAGCCACAACCAAAAACUCCAGCUCAAUUACCUACAUUACCUGAAGUAUCUCAAUUACAAACAGUGUCUCAAUUUUCGGUUCCAUCAAUACUGUCCCACGUUCCAUUACCAAUUUCUCAACAGCAACCACCACCAGCAGCACCACCACCGCAACAACAAUUAUCACAUCUUCAUCAUCAUUCACUACAACAACAACAACACAUAAUUCACAAUUUUCUUCACCUCAAGUUACACAUCAAACACCACAACAGCAUAUGGAUGGAACACAAUUGCUUUCAUAUGAUAUUCUACCAUUAA